Ceutorhynchus assimilis (cabbage seed weevil) is the source of this 9799-nucleotide messenger RNA. NCBI's taxonomy places the organism in Eukaryota, Metazoa, Arthropoda, Insecta, Coleoptera, Curculionidae. The record is from the annotation of a GenBank genome assembly.
GCAUUUGUGAUGUGACGAGACUUUUGUCUGAAUAGUCUUGUCAUUUGUCUGCCAAAAAAUGCAAUGUUGCCAAAACAUCAACGAAAACGAAAAUCUCUUGAAGAUUCGCAAUCGCAAAUGAAAGACACUCGCACAGCACAGUACCAACAUAACAUCGUGAAAAACACCAGCCUGUGAAAAGAAAACUAACCAGAAAUCUGGGGAUAUUGAUUCGCCAACGUUGGCUAGGAAUAUUUGCAAAAUCACGACGUGCCUAAAAAAAAAAUAGUUCUGUACGUCAACAAUCAAGAAAUUUUAAAAAUAUUUGUUGAAAAGGAUGGCGAUUUUUUAUUUUUAGUAAAAUUCGGAGACUGUUAUUUAAGCGAUAAAAGAUCGUGGGAGCGUUUUUCACGAUAUAGCAAUCGUUAUUUUCGCGACGCCAUUUUGUACAGUGCCGGUGAUUUUAGAUCUUGUAUAGUUGUCAAAAAAUUCUUUAUUUUCUACCCUUUUUUUUUAACUUGUUAAAAGCGGUUUUUUUCUUCGUGUUUUGGGACACCGUUCCACACAAUUUAUCAUCACUCUUUAGGUUUAUUUUAAGAUGGUUGUCUAGUCCAACGUUAAAAGAUAAAACUAUGACUGUUGCAACAAGGGGACAGGAAAAUGCCGAAGACAACAAGGAGACACAGCAUCCGAUUGCGAUAGCGGGCCCAUCAAAUGUAACCAACGAAGAAAUUCAGCAGCAAGAUGAAAACUUCGAACCGGAUUUCCCAAAGGAUAAACUAGCCACCCUAGAAGAGAAAAUAUCUAGUUCAAGAUGGGUAGUACCGGUAUUGCCCGAUCAAGAAUUAGAAGUCUUACUAAAAGCCUCCAUUGUAUUGGCGAAAAAGAAUUUGGACAUUAAAUCGGAAGCCUGCCAGCGAUUUUUUCGAGACGGCCUAACAGUUUCAUUCACAAAAAUCCUAACAGAUGACGCCGUCACUAGCUGGAAGCCCAACAUUCACGUUUGCAUUUAUCAAAAUUGUCUGAAACUCAUUGAAUUGUGCGUCACUAAAUUAUCCCAGGAUUGGUUCCCGUUGCUAGAACUUUUGGCCAUGGUUCUGAAUCCAAACAAUAAGUUUCACAGUUUCAAUUCUUCGAGGCAAAGCGAAACGGCCGGACCCAACUGUAUUUUGAGCGAAGAAGAAUUGUAUGCCAGGCCAUCGCCGGAUCUAAGGAAUCCUAGAGGUUGGCUAGUUGAUUUAAUUAAUCGAUUUGGAGAAUUGGGCGGAUUCCAAAAGUUGCUGGAACGAUUUCAGAGUGGUAAAAAUUUGAGUGUGUCCAUUGUUUAUGCACUUUUAACUCCUUUUGGUCUUUGUUAUGAAUUUUUGACCCCUCAUACUAUACAUAAGUAUGUACUUCCUGUAUUGGAAAUGGUACCAGGUAUCCUGGACAAACUAACCGACGAAGAAUUAAAAAAAGAAGCAAAAAAUGAACAAAAAAGCGAUGUAGUUUCAUUGAUAAUUAGGUCCGCGAAAAAUCUCGCGUCUAGAGUACCGGAACAAGAGGAAUUGAUACGGACAUUCGAAGGAUUCCGUUUAACGAUGAUAUUGAGGCAAUUACAAAUUUCUAGUUUUAAUGGAAAAAUGAAUGCACUCAAUGAAAUUAAUAAGGUUAUAUCGGGCGUAACUUAUUAUCCUAAUCGGCAUCAUGGGAUUGAGGAAGAGGAAUAUUUGACUCCCGAAAGAAUGGCAAAAUGGAUCAACGACAAUAAAGUCCUGGAAAUAGUCUUGAGAGAUUCGCUACAUCAGCCUCAAUAUGUAGAAAAAUUUGAAAAAAUAUUAAGAUUUGUAAUUAAAGAAAGAGCACUCAGUCUGAGUGAUUUGGACGCUGUAUGGGCAGCUCAGGUGGGCAAACACGAAGCUAUAGUGAAAAACGUUCACGAACUCCUGGCAAAAUUAGCUUGGGACUUUAGUGCUGAGCAAUUAGAUCAUCUUUUUGAGUGUUUCCAGAAUAGCUGGACGUCAGAGUCAAAAAAGCAUAGAGAAAGAUUGCUCGAAUUGAUUCGGAGGCUGGCUGAAGACGAUAAAGACGGAGUUAUGGCCCAUAAGGUUUUGACGUUGUUUUGGAAUUUGGCUCAUGCCGAGGAUGUUGCCACAGAAAUUUUGGAUCAGGCGUUGGUUGCCCAUGUAAAAAUUCUAGAUUAUAGUUGUGCGCAGGAACGGGAUGCUCAGAAAACGGUUUGGUUAGACAAAUGGGUAGAAGAACUAAAAACGGGCGACUCGUGGGUGUUACCGGCUCUCAAACAAAUCCGCGAAAUUUGUACACUCUAUGAACAAAAUUCCAACAAUAGUCAUCCCCAACACACCCACCACACUUACUUCAGACAAGAGGUAAUCGAAAGGCUUCAAAAUCAACACUCUCUUGUCAUUUUAGUGACAAAUAGCCUUACAACUUAUAUGGCAAAUUUAAGGACUUUGUACAAAGACAGACCGGAACUGACUGCCGAAACCUAUAUGCCGGACGGUCGGUAUCCUCAUCUGUUACAAGUACAAGAGAGGCUUAAUUUUCUGAGGUUUUUGUUGAAAGAUGGCCAACUAUGGCUUUGUGCGGAUCAAGCAAAAGAAAUUUGGCAAUGCUUAGCUGAAAAUGCAGUGUUCCCUUCAGACCGAGAAGCGUGUUUCCGUUGGUUCUCCAAAUUAAUGGGCGAAGAACCUGAUUUGGAUCCGGGCAUUAAUAAAGAUUUUUUUGAAAGUAAUAUUUUACAAAUUGAUCCUGUGCUGUUAACAGAGAGCGGAAUUAGAUGUUUUGAACGCUUUUUUAAGGCAGUUAAUGUUAAGGAGGGCAAAUUGAAAACGAAGCGUCGUACUAUCAUGACAGACGACCCGGAUCUGAUUGGGAUUGAUUAUCUUUGGAAGGUUGUUACUUUAUGCACUGACGACAUAGCAGCCAGGGCUAUAGAGCUACUCAGAGAGGUCAGCACUAGCUUGGGCCCAAAACUAAUACAAAAUCAAUUUGAUUUCCACGAACGAUACAUUGGAGAAUGUUUCGAUAGAUUGAGGGCUCAUUACGAUACGGUUACGAUUUUACAAAAAUCAAUAACAGACAAGGAAAUGGACGCUUCUCAGAUAUCAAACAGAAUUAGAUCCGAGGCUGUGAAAAUGUGCAGGGUCAUGAAGGUCCUGCACGAAUAUAUAAGCGAAUGUGAUAAUGCUUUUGUGGGUGAAAGGAAAAUUUUACCUUUACACAGGGCAUGUUAUGGCAAGCAUUUGGCAUUAAUAAUAAGGUUUUCAAGUUUAAACAGGCAAAUGGAAGAUUUUGAACUACACACCCACACAAAUGAAACCUUAGCCUCUCUAAGAAAAUCGAUUUUAAGACGAUUCAAGCCUGGCGUGCAUUGUAAAGUAGAACUGUUUGCAAACGGUGAACCACUAGAACCCGCGGACGAUAGAAAAUUAUUAUCACAAUGUCCCAUACGUGACAAAAUGAUAGUUUUGGCAAAAAUAACUCCAGUUAAUUCCAACAUGGCCUCAUCUCAGGACAGUAGUUCUGACAGUUCUACCUCUUCGCCGCAACAUUUAUAUGACGGGCCCAAUAGUGAUGUUGAAAAUAUGUUGCCUGGCGUAUUGAUGUCGCAAAAUGCGAGUUACGCCCAGUUUUUCUGCCAGCUGAUGACUUUGGGUAGUCAAAUGAAGUUUCCAGCUUUGAGAAGUAGUGGGCACGCUCUAUUGAAAUUGUUGCCUUGCUCUGUUUUGACCAUGGAAAAAUUAAAAACGCUAUUUGGUACGCCUUUAGAGCAGACUCUUAGCAUGGAUAAUCUGUUUUUUAGUGCAACUCCAGCUGAGGUAUUAUACAAUUUGGAAGUCCUUUAUGCCAUGCUAAUGCCUGCAAUGGAUACUCUAUCGGACAAAUCCUACGAGUUUCAAUAUUCUUUUAUUACUUCUGGAGAAGCGCACGUCUUUUUAGAAAUGUUAACCAAAAACAACUUUUUAUCUAGUGCUGAUAGUAUUACGCGGCGUUCGGCAUAUUUGGUAGUCUUAAAAAUAUGCAAAUUAGUACUUACCUCUGUGGCUCACGUAUUAGUUAGGCUCAGCGAGGAUCAUACGCCUCCAGAAAAUGAGAAUUUUAACGAAAAUAUCACUACGCCUGGAAUGCAUUUGAGACAGGCUUUGAAAUCAGUGCCUGGACCUUCAGAUUAUCUUCUACGUCAAGUCAGUAUCAAAUUAUCCCAAGGCCUGGCCCAACUAAUGGUAGCUGAAACCACUAGUUCGGGUCAAGCGCAAGCCCUAUUUAGUCAAGCUUUAAAUUGGGAACUGCCCGAUCUUGCUACGACGUUGGCGCUAGUUCGACUGGUAUGGGCAGCUAGUAGUAACAAUUUAGGUUCUUUAAAUUCCUCUCCCGAAACUCUACACUCGUUAUCGGAUCCGUCGAAACAAGAAACGCCCAUGGAACUGGACUGUGACGACCUUUUGCUUUGCAAGGAAGCUUUGGAGUUGCUUAGCAUCGCAGUGAUAUUGAAUCCGAGCAGCUUGGAACACCUGUAUCAAGACAACUGGUGGCCAGAUUUCAUUACGGAUCUCGUACUGUUGAACCCCAACUGUACGGUCCGUAUUGCAGCGGCAGAACAACUAAUUGUCAUUUGUACAUGUGGGGCUGCGAGCCGAAUAGCUUUACAACUAAUCAUGCCGCUACUUUUCUCGCUGCUGGAUUCAAUGGUACUGGAAUACGCGAACAACUCGCACGAAUGUUUCCAACUUUUAAACAGGCUAGUCAGCGUCGCUUACUUGAUGUCUUGCCCAUUAAACGAUGCCAAAGUACUAUUGGCGAAAGAAGUGGCGUGGCUGAGGAAGGCUCGAGACAAAAACGAAGUCCUAAUCGAGGGUCAUUUGGGUUUGGCCAGGGAAUUGUUGAUGUUUAUGGAUCAGGAGCAAAAGUGCGAAUUAGGCAGCGCGGAAGGCGGUAGUUUAAUUUGUGAAUUGUUGGAGGAUUUUUUGUUUCCUGCCAGCAAGUUGCAGCUGCAACUUAUAAAAACUAAUCAAUUAGGCGAAGAUCCUGCUAUACCUAUAUGUGACACGCCGCAAACUCAAGCUGCCGCUUUCGAUUUACUCAUUUCCUUAUGCGUCCAGUGCGUACCUAAUUACAAACAAUUAGUCAACAUGUUAACGGAAAUGUUCUAUUCAGAUCCAGAUACGGCCAUACAGGAAUGGGAUUAUUUACCGGUUGUAGGUCCGAGACCUUUUCGAGGAUUCGUAGGUUUAAAAAACGCAGGUGCCACAUGCUACAUGAAUUCUGUAUUGCAACAAUUGUACAUGGUAGAAAAUAUAAAGCAAGGAAUUUUGGCGGCCGAAGGCGCAACUACUGAUCCAAACGAAGACUUUACAGGAGAAGAUCGAAUCGAUUUGGACAUAGACACUCAGGAAGAUCGUAUCUGUAUUAUAGAUAACCGAAAGGAUUACAAUGUAGGAAUUUUGAAGCAAGUUCAAGCCAUUUUUGGUCACCUGGCUUGCUCUAGGCUGCAAUACUAUGUGCCCAGAGGGCUAUGGCGACACUUCAAACUACAAGGGGAGCCGGUGAAUUUGCGUGAGCAACAAGACGCGGUGGAAUUUUUCAUGUCUCUAGUAGAAAGCUUGGACGAAGCCUUGAAAACUUUGGGUCACGAGCAAAUUAUGUCCAAAGUGUUGGGCGGCUCGUAUUCGGAUCAGAAAAUCUGCAAAGGCUGUCCGCAUCGUUACUGCAAAGAGGAACCUUUUAGUGUUAUAAGUGUAGAUAUUAGAAAUCAUAGCACGCUGCCUGAUUCUCUGGAACAAUACGUUAAAGGAGAACUAUUAGAAGGUCCGGACGCUUACCAUUGCGAAAAGUGCGCAAAAAAAGUGCUCACAGUCAAACGGUUGUGCGUGAAAAAACUGCCACCAAUACUAGCGAUCCAAUUGAAACGAUUCGAAUACGAUUUCGAACGAGUAUGUGCCAUUAAAUUUAACGAUUAUUUCGAAUUUCCCAGAGAAUUAGACAUGGAGCCUUACACUGUUUCCGGCUUGGUCAAAAUCGAGGGAGAGAUUAUAGACUGUAAUUUAGAUCCUAACGCUAGCGACGUUUGUACCAAAUAUCGAUUGUCUGGCAUUGUUGUUCAUUCCGGACAGGCAUCAGGGGGACACUAUUAUUCUUACAUUAGACACCGUGACCCAUCAGGUGAAGUGAGAUGGUACAAAUUUGACGACGGUGACGUAACAGAAUGUCGGAUGGGCGAGGAAGAAGAAAUGAAAGUCCAAUGUUUCGGUGGCGACUACAUGAGCGAAGUAUUUGAUCCAAUGCUAAAAAGAACGGCAUAUCGGAGGCAAAAACGAUGGUGGAACGCUUACAUGUUGUUUUAUACGAGGCAUGACGUUGAGGACGAGUCUUUAGUCAAAUCUAUUAAUCAAUUAAGUAUGGUGUCUUCGAGAAGGGAGACCCACCUAAAAAUGCCCAUAGCCAUAGAGAAUAGUAUAAGGAAACAGAAUAUCAAAUUUUUGCAUCACCGCAGUCAGUUUACGAUGGAGUAUUUUUCGUUUAUAAGAAAAUUGGCAACCAGUUGCGCGCCGACGAAUCACAGGCACAGCCUCACCCUUUCAAACGAAUUGAUGGAUCAACAACACAUGCUUAGCGUUCAGCUUGUUAGUAAUUUCCUAUUUCAUACUGGUUGGCAUACUAAGAAAACUCUCAGGGGACCAGCUAUGGAUUGGUGCGAUGUACUCUGCGUACUAUUGAGAACAACGCCGACGAUCCGUACUUGGUUCGGAACAAAUAUUCUGCUCAACCACAUGGGUCGGUUCUGUGAGUACUUGCUCGGUUGUCCUAGUAACGAGGUGAGGACGGCUUUUAUCAAGAUAGUCGUGUUGUUGGCGCACUUCUCAAUAAAAGAUCCGCCCUGUCCUUGUCCGGCGGGCAUCAACAAUCCGGAUCCGAACGCCACUUUGAGCGAUCACGUGAUGUGGGCCUUGUUGGCGCUGUUGCAGCGCGAAGUCAGCGAACACGGACGACAUUUACCUCAUUAUUGUACGGUGUUUCAUAUGUAUGCCAAUCAGGGUAUUCAAGAAAAAGCUCAACUACUAAGAUUAAACGUGCCUGCAACUUUUAUGCUAGUGGCCUUAGACGAAGGACCGGGACCUGCCAUCAAGUACCAAUACACCGAGCUGGGAAAACUCAAUCAGCUCGUGUCUUGUCUGGUGAGAUGUUGUGAUGUCAGUUCGAAAUGCCAGUCGAGCAACGGGGAACCUAUCAUGCCGAAUCCUUACAGAGAAUUAGCGAUACAAGAAUAUAUUAUGACGCUUCCACCGCAGGCGUCGGAAUUACUUUUUAAUCGCACCAAUUAUGUGAAAAAAGUGAUAGAAGAUACCAAUUUAACGGAAGAAGCCAUCAAACUUAUCCAAUUCUGUUCGUGGGAAAAUCCUCAAUUUUCGAAAAACGUCUUGUCCGAACUCUUGUGGCAAAUAGCUUUUGCUUACUGUCAAGAACUACGUCAUCACAUUGAAAUAUUGCUCGCGGUGUUGCAAAUUGAGGACUCGUGGCAAUCUCACAGGAUACAAAACGCCAUCAAAGGUUUACGUGACGAAAGAGAAGGACUUUUCGAAACGAUAACCCGUGCUAAGAACCAUUACCAAAAGAGGGCGUAUCAGUGUAUAAAAUGUUUGGUGGCGCUGUUUUCGAAAUGUCGCGUUGCACAGGAUAUGCUUAUGUGCCAAACGGAUUUGAGACUGCCAUGGGCUUCGGCAGUGGCUUGGCUCCAAGACGAACUGGAACGUAAAUACCCGCCCAAUUCUCAAUACCCCUACAAUCAGUGGUCGCCUCCGGCACAGAGUAACGAAACUUCCAAUGGUUAUUUCCUAGAACGGUCGAAUAGUGCGAAGAAAACGUUGGAACGGGCUCUGGAAUUGAUGCCGGAAGCGGAACCGGUUGAAGAUGAAGGCGUUGAGGAUCCAGAAUCGCAAGAGGAAACUGGAGGUCAUGUUAGCGACGAACAGACUUUGUUAUGAAUAAGUGAAAAACAAGCCAGUUUAAGAUCUGGGCAGGUGUUCAGCUAACCUAUGAUGUGACACGAAAAACAUGAAUCCUCUUCACCUUCCAAGAUUCCGAACCAAUAAAGAAGCAAAAAAGUAAUAUGAUAUUUUACUAGUUAUAAAUUGUCAGUGAUGUAAAGGUGAUGUUUACCACUCUAGUGUAUUGAAAAGUAAUAGACCAAUUAUUGUCUAUUAUGGAAUAUGUGAGUAAAAUACCGUAUUAUCUAAAAAAAAAAAAUGUAAAACAAUACUUAUUCAUCUAUAAGUGAAAACUUUUUUUUAAUGAGAACUUUUUACUUUUCGCUGUAAUUGUACCUUUUAUGUUUUUUUUUCCCCAAUUAUAAUUAUAAUGCGAGGUGCAGACAUACUUAUUAUUAUUGAAAAAUUUCAUCAUCAAAUUCACAGCAUCUCGCAUUCUCAUAUAAAUUUAGACACUUAAAUAAUCUACUUAAAAAAAAAAAAUUAAUUCAAUGCAAUUUAGUAGUUGCCUUGUUUCUCUUUAUAUACCUAGAACUGUGAUUUAUGCACUUCGCUUAUAAUUAAAAAAAAAAAAUUAAAAUAAUGUGUUAAUCUCUGAAAUAUAGGAAUAUGUGAUAUGUAUGUAUAAAAAAACAAAAAUAUACUUUGACGCAUUUUCUCAACUUAUUUUUUUUUGAUGUGUCGGUUCCUACAAGAGACUCUUGACGGGACAUUAUUUUGACAGGGAUGCAUUUUUCGCCAGUGUUCCUUUGUUUUCCCCCCUCAACAGAAAAAUUUAGGAUUGGAAAGAAUACUGCUGCUUUUUUUAUUUGUUGAAAAUGUAAAUAAGUUUUUGACAAGUACCUACAUUAAAUUAUACACAGGUUUUGUCUUUGGUUUGGAAUUAUUCAAAGAUUUUUUGAUUUUUGGUUUACCAGAGGCUAAGCUUCAAAGACAAUUAUUUCAAAAACUUUUCAAUCAGCUGUUGUUGUUCAGAGCUAAAACUAAACAUGCACUUGCAAAUGUGUAAAAUCCAUUUUUAACAAGCAAAAAAAAAAUGAUGUUUUUCUCACAGUAAUUAACCAUUAUUAGGGUUUGUUCCGACAAGAAGCUCCAAUUGAAAUUCUUCUUGGAACAGGCCUUAUCGUGUCUUGUAAAUAAUUAGCAAAAAAUUGAAAAAAAAAAAAUUGCUUUUUUUUUGUUUAUUUUUGUGAUAUUUCUUUUGUAAUUAUUAUUAAAGCUAAGAGACAUUGUUUUUUUUCAAAGUGACCCAAGGUUGGUUGCCUGAUAACUGUAUGACGUCAUCAUCUGUGGUGCCUCAUCAUAAUGCAAGUUACCAGACAACCUAUUAACUUUCGGAACCUUGAACCUGACCAUAAUAAAAUUUAACAAUUUUAUUAAUAAUUCUGAUGUACAUAAUCCACCAAAUGGAAUAUGAAUUAAAUCAAUUUUCAAUAAUUUAUAUUGUUGAUUGCCAUUUAUUUUCCUUGUUGAUUUAUUAUUGUUGUCGCUGUAAAUGCUUUUCGGGUAUACAAAUUUCAGUUGAAUUUUGUUAUGGCUUUUAAGUUUGUUCCAAUUGAAUUUUGGAGCACACUUCUAUCAUUCUUGAACCAAAUAAAUAUACACCCACUGGAGGUUCAAAUUGUUUUUCUUUUUUUGUUAAAUGCACAGUAAUUUAUUAUUUUUUAUCCGUAUAUGGUUGACUUGUAUAGGUAUUAAUUGAAUGUUCACCAUGGUUCCCUUUUUUACGUUAAAUUAACUCUUGGAUAUUUUUUUUUAAAAAUAAUGUCAUUAUACAACUUGUUUAUUGUUUUUCUUUUAAUAUUGUCUCAAACCAAUUAUCGCUUUAAAAUAUA